UGUUGAAUUUUAUCCAUAUCUUUCAGAUAGCAUCCAUUUGCUCUAGUGGAAGGUCUCCCCGCCUGUGGCAGUGGGGUUGGAACUAGAUGAUCUUUAAGGUCCCUUCUAAUCCAAACCAUUUUAUGAUCUCAGCUCUGGGCAACUCUCUAAGGCAGUAAUGUCCUCACCAUCCACUUCAGCAUUGGAGACAAAGAUUUUCCAGUACAUUGAUGAACAUCAAAGCGAUUACAUCAAGGAUCUUAAGGAAUGGGUGGCCGUGCAAAGCGAUUCUGUUCAACCAGAUCUAAGGGAAGAAGUAAUACGAAUGAUGGCGUUGGCAGCUGACAGACUUGUGGCACUGGGAGCCAUUGUUAAUUUAGUAAACUUGGGGUCACAUCAGUUGCCUGAUGGCCAGGACCUCCCACUGCCUCCUGUGAUUCUUGGGGAACUGGUGAAGGAUCCACAAAAACCCACUGUAUGUUUCUAUGGUCAUGUGGAUGUGCAGCCUGCUAAGAAGGAAGAUGGCUGGAAAACUGACCCUUACAAACUGACUGAAAUCAAUGGAAAUCUCUAUGGGCGUGGAGCAACAGAUAAUAAAGGACCUGUCCUAGCUUGGAUAAAUGCAGUGGAAACAUUUAAAGCCUUGAAAUUAGCUAUGCCAGUGAACUUCAAGUUUGUAAUUGAAGGCAUGGAAGAAGCAGGGUCCUUGGGGCUAGAAAAGUUACUUCAAGAAGAAAAACAGUGCUUUUUCUCUGAUGUUGACUAUAUAGUGAUUUCGGACAGCCUCUGGCUCAGCAACAAGAAGCCUGCCCUUACAUAUGGGAGUCGGGGAAAUGCUUGCUUCUUUGUGGAGGUUGAAUGUGGCAGCAAGGACCUUCACUCUGGAACUUUUGGAGGCAUCAUUCAUGAGCCGCUGAUGGACCUGAUAGCUCUGUUGGACAGCCUUGUGGAUCAUACAGGUCGUAUUCAGAUCCCUGGAAUCUAUGACAGUGUUGCUUCCCUGACAGAGGAGGAGAGGAAAUUAUAUGAAUCUAUUGAAUUUAAUCUAGAGGAACAUAAAAAUAAUAGUGGUGUGAAAAAAUUCCUCUAUGGCACCAAGGAAGAAAUACUUCUACACCUGUGGCGUUACCCUGCUCUCUCUAUUCAUGGGAUUGAAGGAGCUUUUCAUGAACCAGGAAUUAAAACAGUCAUUCCAGCAAAAGUCAUUGGCAAAUUCUCAAUCCGUCAGGUCCCCAAUAUGGACCUUUCGGUUGUGAAACAACAGGUGGUGGAGCACUUGGAGAGUGUCUUUUCCAAGAGGAACAGUCCAAACAAACUGAAAGUGUCUAUGCCUUUGAGUGCGAAACCCUGGCUGGCUGAUGUUAAUGAUCCACUAUAUAAAGCAGCAAGAAAGGCAAUAAAAACAGUUUUCAGAGAAGAACCAGAUUUUAUCCGGGAUGGUUCAACAGUUCCUGUUGCCAGAAUGUUUCAGACUAUCAUGCAGAAAAGUGUGAUAAUGCUUCCAAUUGGAGCAGCAGAUGAUGGCGAGCACUCCCAGAAUGAGAAAAUAAGCAGACACAACUACAUUGAAGGAGCCAAAAUGUUUGCAGCCUUUUUCCUGGAGAUAUCAAAGCUACAUCGGCACUUACAUGAAACUUCCAAUAUGGAGACUAACAACUGAUAGACCAUCACAAGAAAAUCAGUGAAGCGCUUUUUUAGUCUUCAGCUUUUUAAUUUUCUGAUCUGGAAAAACAUAAAAAUCGCAUAUUCAGUGGGUCUGAAUUGGUGGAAAAAAUAAUUUCCAUGUUAUUACUCGGCAUACUACUAAAUGGCAUGCAUUUAUCUUAUCCCUAAUGCUAUAAAAUAGGGUUAUGGAUGAUUCAUUCUUGCUGAGUGGAAUACAUUAUGUUUUAGUUUUAAAAUUCAAGGCAAAGGGAUUUUUUUUUACAUGUAUUUUAUUAAAAUUGCUUUAUUUAUGUUUUGUAGUAUCACCAUGUUCAUGCUGCUUAGCACAUAUUCCAGUUUCUGGAUAUGAGCAAUACACAGCACUGUUGUUUCCUCCUAGUAUAAACAAAAUUUCAUUAUGUAAUUGUUUGAAGAAAGAUCCACUAUCAAGUUAAUCUCUUCCCUGUCCUUCACAGGAUGCUGUAAAUAGGAAAUGCAAUAUACAAUUAGCUUGCUGAAUUUGAUGUAAAGACUUGUCUAUGAACAUCUAUUUAUGUGAAAAGUCGCUGAAGUCAACAGAACUGCAAUAAACAUUUACAGGUCUGGA
Strigops habroptila (Kakapo) is the source of this 2230-nucleotide messenger RNA. RefSeq names its product carnosine dipeptidase 1 (gene CNDP1). Gene Ontology annotation, biological process: proteolysis. The record is from RefSeq and is a predicted model, not a curated record. Lineage: Eukaryota; Metazoa; Chordata; Aves; Psittaciformes; Psittacidae. Gene Ontology annotation, cellular component: cytosol. Gene Ontology annotation, molecular function: metallodipeptidase activity. The transcript is spliced from 11 exons. Bases 158 to 1639 code for a protein of 493 amino acids.